AAGAAGAAGAAAGUUCACCCAAAGUACCAGUCAACUGAGCAGAGUAAUGCACUUGUUAACUGGCACAAAAAGAUGAUUGAUCGCAAGAAACAACAAGGAUACAUCUCAACCCUCCUCCAGAAAGCCCCAGAGCAGCUGGUCAUGAACCAGGCAGACAAUUAUCGCAAGACACAGGAGACACGAUACUUGAUAGACCGAUCUAUUCCAGCAAUGGAUUAUGGGAAGGGCUAUCGUAUCGGCAGUGAGUUCUGGAAACAGCAAGAGAGAAUUGGAGAUGACAUAACAGGGAUGCAUAUGACAUUGACACAGACCGAGAGAGGGUACCCUGCUCCUGUAGACCACAUUGAUGUACCUCAGAGUAUCAAGGAAGAGAAAGGAGAGACGGAUUAUAAGAAAGGUUCAUUUUGGCAGAGGCCCAAGACCCCCAUCCACUACCCAUGGCACAAGUCCCCAUAUCUACAAGACAGGACUAAGCAGUUGGCGCCCGUCAUUAAUGACCUUGACCCUCACAAGCCAGAAUUGACCAACCUUGAGAUAAUAGGGACCUCCAACCCUUACCCUAAGACCCCCUCUAAGCAGCAGAUAGAGGAAGAUGGACCAACCAUCAUCUCUGAUGGAGGGAUGACAGCAUCUUUAGAUGAAGAAGAGUUGAACUUGGAUCCAUUACGUAACCACCCUGAUGUAAUCCCAGCACCCAUAUUUGGCCCCUCUCUCCAAUUUGCCCAACAAGCUGCACGUUGGACUGGUGACUCCCAUAGUUUUGAGGGUAGAGUUGGACUUGAGGCCCGUGUGUCAUUCGAGUGCUACUCAGGACAGCGUUGCACAUCUUUUCUGGAGAUCAAAAAUGAUGGCACUACAAGUAUUUAUUUUGACUGGAAGAGAUUACCUAAGACCAACCCAUUUGACAUUGUGAAUGCCAGGGUUCAGCGUUUCUACUUUGACACAAGCAAUGGUGUGAUUCUCCCUGGUGAUACAAUGAAGUUCCCAUUUGUUUUCAAAUCCCCGAAUUCUGGGGUUUUCACGGAGCAAUGGCAAUUUGAGACAAAGCCUGUUGUAUGUGGUGGUGCCGCCCUAAUGGUUACCUUGAGAGGUGUGGCUCUACAGGAAGAUAAAUUCUAUGAGCAGAGGAGGGAACUUGAGAAAGAGCUAGCACGAAAACAGGCUGAACAGAUAAUCCAGCAGAUCCUCCAUGACAUUACAGAUGGUAUUAAGACACCUGAUCGGGCGCUGUCUCCUAUAGAUGCCUACAUUACAGAUGAGGAGAUAUUCCAGCGGGAGAACACUGAGAUGCACUACAACCACGAGGCUGUCAAUGUCCUCAGAGAGCUAUAUAAGGAGUUCUUCCCAGAAGAGGAGCGUGAGUUCCGAGAAUGGGAUCUCUCCGUUCAGAACUUUAAGGAAAUGGUGAUGGGAAUGGAUGAAGAUGAUGAAAGGAAGGAAGAAUUCCUACAGAGGAUGAACUUGGCUAUGAUUACUUUAUCAUUCCCUGCAUUCAAUGCAACACAACAGAAAAUGUACUCUGUUGGGUACCAGUUGUUGAGUGAAGCUGUGGAUGACAUGGUGCAACAGAGUGUCAUGCUAAGAAGUGUGAUGGGUCUACCUGACAAAGAGGAGGAUGAGUUGCCAACUGAUCCAACCUCCUCCUGUAGAUCAACACCUGAACCAGGACGUACCUCUGAUAGCAAGAGGGGACGACCCCCUGAUGGCAAAAAGGCCCAGGAUAAGAAAAAGGACAUUGGCAAACCACCAAAAGGAAAAGAGGCAGGGGCUCCUAAAAAGUCAUCAUCACCCACAAAACAAUUGAAAGGUGGCAUUAGAGGGGUGGGUGACUCGUUGAACAGGACAGGCACACCCACCAGUCUUGCCCCCACCCCGAUACCUGGAGCUGACCCAACCGUGGAUAAAAAAUACAAAGAUAAGCUAUACAUUCAGAUGUACAAACUUCUACAGGAUAGCUUAGAUAAAAUGGACUUUAUGUUUAAAGAUAUACAAACUGUGGAGAACUUUGAUGAACUUGAAAAUCUUAUGAAGACGCUAGGAUAGAAACUAAUGAAAUGUAUUAUGGGACAUUUCCAAAACUGGAAUGAACAACCAAUCAGUUGUUCAUGUUCAGUGAAACUAUUCAAAGGAUCAUACUUUUGAAGCUUUUUGUAUGUUUGCAUAAACUGAUGAAGUGAGCAAAUAUUUGGGAUUAUUUGAUUUGUUAUGAUUGACUUACACCAUAUCUAAGCUUGCAUGUAAACGGUCCAAGCUCCCAUUCCAGUCUUUAGUUUUGAAAGAUGACCCUCAUACAUUUAAAUGUAUUGUUGAAGUUGUUGAAACAAUGAGUUUUGGAUUACUAUUUCCAGCACAAUUCUGUCCAUGAGUUACAAUUCCAUCCAUGAAGCACCAUUCCGUCCAUAAACAGUGUGUAAAUGUGAUAUCAUGUUGUUAUGUAUUAUUUCAUUGAAAUAUAUUUUAAUUAUAUACAAAUAUAAUUUUGAUUUUUAAGUUAGUCACAUACAUCCACUUGGUAGUUCUCUGGCAAAAAUAAAUGAGUACUUACAAAUCU
Messenger RNA from Owenia fusiformis, 2551 nucleotides. The record is from the annotation of a GenBank genome assembly. NCBI's taxonomy places the organism in Eukaryota, Metazoa, Annelida, Polychaeta, Sabellida, Oweniidae.